Sesamum indicum (sesame) is the source of this 2370-nucleotide messenger RNA. The record is from RefSeq and is a predicted model, not a curated record. NCBI's taxonomy places the organism in Eukaryota, Viridiplantae, Streptophyta, Magnoliopsida, Lamiales, Pedaliaceae.
AAGCCCUAAUUGUUCUGAGAGGACAAAGGGUUUAAGAAAUCUGUUUCAUGGCGCCACUGCCUUAAACCCUUCUCCUCCGUUUCGACCUCACCCUAAUUUUUCCAAGUUUAAUUCGAUUUGGCUGCUUCAGAUUGGGGUCUGUAAUGGCGGCUUCCAGGCUCUCGUCGCUGGCGGCAGCGGCGGUCAUUGCGGCGUCUUAUUCCGCCACCGCCAACCGCGCUUACGCAGACGCGCCGUUCCGGUUUUCUCCGUUUUCUUCUGCACCUUCUGCCUCGGCUCCACCCGAGCCUCCGCCUGCGGACACUCCAGGUUCGGAUACUCGACCCGCCGUCGAGGUCUCCAAAGGCGGGUUUGACCCUGAGUCUCUGGAGAGGGGCGCCAAGGCUCUUAGAGAAAUUAAUAAAUCUCCGCAUGCGAAACAGGUUUUUGAGGUGAUGAGGAAGCAGGAGCAAUCACGGCUGGCAGAGUUGGAUGCGGAGAAGGCUAAUUUUGAAGCUAUUCAAGCUCAUGCAGAUAUUGAAAAACAACGAAAGUGGGCAGAAGACCAGAGGAAUCUAUAUCAGCAACAGGCUCAAGCAAAGGCACAAAUUUUGAGAUAUGAAGAUGAACUGGCUCGUAAAAGAAUGCAGACAGACCAUGAAGCCCAGAGACGACAUAAUGCUGAAUUGGUUCAAAUGCAAGAGGAGUCAUCCAUAAGAAAAGAACAGGCAAGACGAGCUACUGAAGAACAGAUACAAGCUCAGCAACGACAGACAGAGAAAGAGAGAGCUGAAAUAGAACGAGAAACAAUAAGAGUGAAGGCUAUGGCUGAAGCAGAAGGACGGGCUCAUGAAGCAAAAUUAACUGAGGAGCAUAAUAGAAGGAUGCUUCUUGAGCGGAUAAAUGGUGAAAGAGAGAAGUGGCUUGCUGCAAUAAAUACGACUUUCAGUCAUAUUGAAGGGGGGGUUCGGGUUUUAUUAACUGACAGGAGUAAGUUGGUGAUGACUGUUGGUGGAGCUACUGCAUUAGCUGCUGGAGUUUAUACCACAAGGGAAGGUGCAAGAGUUAUGUGGGGAUAUAUCAAUAGGAUUCUUGGGCAGCCAUCUCUGAUUCGAGAAUCAUCUAUGGCAAAAUUUCCAUGGUCUGGACUAGGUUCUCGAGCAGCCAAUAAGGUGCUUAAUUAUAGUACAGUUGCUGGGGCAUCAGCACCUGCACAAAGAAAAUCUGCUCUUGGGGACAUUGUCCUGCAUCCUUCACUGCAAAAAAGAAUAGAGCACCUUGCUCGGGCUACAUCAAACACCAAGACCCAUCAGGCACCAUUCCGCAACAUGCUUUUUUAUGGGCCUCCUGGUACCGGCAAAACUAUGGUAGCAAGGGAGAUAGCUAGAAAAUCGGGCUUGGAUUAUGCCAUGAUGACAGGAGGAGAUGUUGCACCGUUGGGUCCCCAAGCUGUUACCAAAAUACAUGAGAUAUUUGAUUGGGCGAAAAAGUCGAAGAAAGGUUUACUUCUGUUUAUUGAUGAAGCUGAUGCUUUCCUUUGCGAGCGUAAUAGCACGCACAUGAGUGAAGCUCAGCGAAGUGCUCUCAAUGCCUUGCUAGUCCAGAGAUGUUGUUCUUGUUCUUGCCACAAACAGGCCCGGGGACCUUGAUAGUGCUGUCACUGAUCGCAUUGAUGAAGUUAUUGAAUUCCCACUUCCGCAGGAAGACGAGCGAUUCAAACUGUUGAAACUCUACUUGACAAAGUACCUAUGCAGUGAAGGUGAAGGCGAAUCAAAGUGGGGGCACUUGUUUAAGAAGAAAUCACAAAAAAUAACCAUAAAAGAUCUAUCAGAUGACGUAAUACGAGAAGCUGCCCGUAAGACUGAAGGCUUCUCAGGCCGUGAGAUUGCAAAACUCAUGGCCAGCGUUCAAGCAGCCGUAUAUGGGCGCCCUGACUGUGUUCUGGACUCAAAUCUAUUCAAGGAGAUUGUGGACUACAAAGUCGCAGAGCAUCACCAGCGGAUAAAACUUGCAUCCGAGGCUUGAAAGUUGGCCAACUUGGAGAUUUCCUUAUCAUAUGUGGCCAGAUGUGGGGGGAUUUUUUCGGACCUCCAAGGUCAGUUCCAUUAAGCUAGAAUUCAUUUGAUUAUGAGAUUUGCUUGGUCAACAAUGAAUCGCAUUGAUUAAAAAGUACAUGGUGAUAGUGGGAUGUUCUGAGGUCAUUCCCUUGCUGCUGAAAUGUGUUGUGCAGGAAGUGAGCUGCGACUGCGAGGGUUACAUAUUUGUUAGUAAUAAUUUUGACCUGUAAAGCUCUGUUAAGAGAGAGAAACACCGAGGUACUGUAAACAGAUUGAAGAUCUUGGGAGGAGAAACUCAAAUUUUAAUUUUAACAAUGAUUUUCAGCAAUAGAAA